Rotaria socialis is the source of this 1464-nucleotide messenger RNA. Lineage: Eukaryota; Metazoa; Rotifera; Eurotatoria; Philodinida; Philodinidae. The record is from the annotation of a GenBank genome assembly.
AUGGGUCUCUGUAUUGGCUCUUUAGGCUCGUCAGUAGCAUGCUGCUUUGGUAAUGCAUUUUGUUCACUUUGUUGUGCUGCUUGUCCAUCAUGCAAAGGUUCAACAUCAUCACGUAUUGCUUAUGGUCUUAUUCUUCUUGGCGGCUUAAUAACAUCAUGCAUUAUGUUAAUACCCGGACUUGAAAAAACUUUAGCAAAAAUUCCGGCAUUAUGUUCUGGCGGUUCAAAAUUGGUAAAUAUACCAUCAAUACCGUCAAUACCAUCAAUACCGUCAAUGCCAUCAAUACCAUCAAUUCCAUCAAUACCUUCAAUUGAUUGUUCAAAAAUUGUUGGAUUUUUAGCCGUUUAUCGACUUUCAUUCGGAAUGACGAUAUUCUUUUUUCUUUUAUCACUUAUUAUGAUCAAUGUUAAAACAUCAAGAGAUUUUCGAGCAAAAAUUCAAAAUGGAUUUUGGGCAUUCAAAUUACUAAUACUUAUCGGUUUUGUAAUUGCUGCCUUUUUUAUUCCUAAUGAUGGUUUUGCUCAUGCAUUUAUGGUUAUUGGGUUAAUUGGAGGAUUUAUGUUUAUUCUUGUUCAAUUACUUUUAUCAAUUGAUUUUGUUCAUUCAUGGAAUGAAUCAUGGAUUGAACGUGUCGAAUCUGGCUCAAAAAAACAUCUGUGGGGCUUAUUAUUUUUUACUGCAUUAUUCUAUGGAAUAUCUCUCACUGGCAUCAUACUUUUUUACAUUUAUUAUGCUCCGGAUCGUAGUGUCUGCCGUUUACAUACGUUUUUUAUAUCAUUUAAUUUAUGUUUAUGUUUGAUUUUGUCGAUAAUAUCAAUAUUACCUAAAGUAAAAGAAUAUAAUGCAUCAAUUGGUUUACUUCAAUCAUCGUUCGUUAGUCUUUAUGUUAUUUAUUAUACAUGGUCAGCAAUGAGCAGUAAUCCAGACCCACAGUGCAAUCCAAGUAUUCGUGCAAUAUUCGAUCCAAAAAAUUCAACUUCAACACCAAGUCCUCCUCCAACAAGACAACAAAAUAUAUUUGACCCAAUAACAAUAAUUGGUUUAGUUAUGUUUGGUAUUGCACUUUUCUAUUCGGUUUUUACAACAUCACGUAAUAAUCGUGCAAAUAAAUUAUUUUUAUCAUCAUCAUCACCAGACUUCUCAACUAUAUUGGAUGAUACAUCCAUAGCAGAUACUGGAGCAGCAAUGGAUAACGAUGAAGAGAAAUCUCAUCAACAUGUUUAUGAUGAUGAACGUGGUUCAGUUUCAUAUAAUUAUUCUCUAUUUCAUUUUAUGUUUGUACUUGCGACAUUAUACGCCAUGAUGACGUUAACUAAUUGGUAUCGACCAGCAAAAGAUUUUAGUACAUAUAAUAAUAAUUUGGCAUCACUUUGGGUCAAAAUAGUAUCGAGUUGGAUCUGUGUAGUUUUAUAUAUUUGGACAUGUGUUGCACCGGCUUUAUUUCCUGAUCGAGAUUUUUCAUAA